AUGCAUGGGGGCAAGAGAGGGUUGGUGGCUCCGCAGAACACUUUCCUGGAGAAUAUAGUCCGGCGGUCCAGCGAAACAAGCUUCCUGUUGGGAAAUGCACAGGUCCUGGAGUGGCCAGUCGUUUACAGCAAUGAUGGAUUCUGCAAGCUGUCUGGAUACCACAGAGCAGAUGUGAUGCACAAGAGCAGCACAUGCAAUUUCAUGUAUGGUGAUCUGACUGAUAAAAAUACGAUAGACAAAAUCAAACAAACAUUUGACAGCUAUGAGUCUAAUUUCUAUGAGGUGCUGCUGUAUACAAAGAAUAAAACACCAAUAUGGCUUUACAUGCAGAUAGCCCCAAUCAGAAAUGAAAAUGACAAGGUGGUGCUUUUCCUCUGCACCUUCAGAGACAUCACCCUGUUCAAACAGCCAAUUGACGAUGAGUCCACAAGAGGGUGGACAAAGUUUGCCAGGCUCACACGAGCACUGGCCAACAAUCGAAACCUGGUGCAGCAGUUAACACCACUCAAUAAGUCGGAGGUCAGCCACAAGCCCUCCAGACUGGCUGAGGCUCUCCAGCUGGGAUCAGACAUUCUCCCUCAGUACAAGCAGGAGGCCCCUAAGACCCCUCCACACAUCAUCCUCCACUACUGCACUUUCAAGACCACUUGGGACUGGAUCAUCCUCAUCCUCACCUUCUACACUGCCAUCAUGGUACCCUAUAAUGUUUCCUUCAGGACCAAACAGAACAACUUGGCCUGGCUGGUUGUGGACAGUGUUGUCGAUGUCAUCUUUUUGGUUGACAUCGUGCUCAACUUCCACACCACCUUUGUGGGUCCAGCUGGAGAGGUGAUUUCAGAUGCCAAGCUCAUAAGAAUGAAUUACCUAAAGACGUGGUUUGUCAUCGACCUGCUGUCCUGCCUGCCCUAUGAUAUCAUCAACGCGUUUGAAAACGGUGAUGAUGGUCUCAGCAGCCUCUUCAGUUCCCUUAAAGUCAUCCGCCUGCUCCGUCUGGGCCGCGUAGCCCGAAAACUGGACCACUACCUGGAGUAUGGAGCUGCAGUCCUGGUCCUGCUGGUGUGUGUCUUCGGCCUGGUGGCUCACUGGCUUGCCUGCAUUUGGUACAGCAUUGGUGACCACGAGGUCAUUGAUGAGACCACCAACACCAUUAAGACAGACAGCUGGCUCUACCAGUUGGCACUGAGUAUUGGAACUCCUUACCGCUACAACACUAGCGGUAAUGGCCGGUGGGAAGGAGGUCCUACCAAAGACACGCUGUACAUUUCUUCUCUCUACUUCACCAUGACUAGCCUGACCACCAUUGGAUUUGGUAACAUUGCUCCAACAACAGAUGGCGAGAAGAUUUUCUCCGUGGCUAUGAUGAUGGUGGGCUCACUGCUAUAUGCCACAAUCUUUGGAAACGUCACCACCAUCUUCCAGCAGAUGUACACCAACACAAAUCGCUACCACGAGAUGCUCAACAAUGUGCGUGACUUCCUUAAACUUUACCAGGUUCCCAAAGGUCUGAGCGAGAGGGUCAUGGACUUCAUCGUCUCCACCUGGGCCAUGUCGAAGGGCAUUGACACAGACAAGGUUCUCUCCAUCUGUCCUAAAGACAUGCGUGCAGACAUCUGCGUCCACCUCAACAAACAGGUGUUCAAUGACCAUCCAGCUUUUCGCCUGGCAAGUGACGGCUGUUUGCGCUCUCUCGCCGUGGAGUUUCAGACUACACACUGCGCACCUGGAGACCUCAUCUUCCACAUCGGGGAGAGCGUUGAUACGCUCUGUUUUGUAGUCUCGGGUUCACUCGAAGUCAUCCAAGAUGACGAGGUCAUCGCAAUACUAGGUAAAGGUGACGUGUUUGGAGAUGCAUUCUGGAAAGAGACCACGCUGGCUCGAGCCUGUGCGAAUGUGCGCGCUCUGACGUACUGCGACCUGCACGUCAUCCGGAGAGAGGCUCUGAUGCGGGUGCUGGAGUUUUACACCGCGUUCGCCAAUUCUUUCUCCCGCAACCUCAUCCUCACCUGUAAUUUGCGAAAACGGGUCAUCUUCAGGAAGAUUGCCGAUGUGAGGAGGGAGCAGGCGCAUCAGAGUGACGUGACUCUGUCGAUUCCCGAAGACCACCCGGUUCGCAAGCUGUUCCAGAAGUUCAGACAGCACAGAGACGCUCAAACGGGAGAGUCCAACACUUACUUAGAUCACAACUGCGUGCAGGUGGAGAUGCAGCAGCACCCCCAGCACCACACUGACUCAAACUCUUACACUCAGCCCAGUCACUCAGCAUCUCCUCAGCAGCGGCAGGAGAACACCUCAGCAGGAGGGGGGAACAGUUGCAACAUGCCUGAAAAGUCAGAGCAAAAGCUCACAAGGGAGGCGGUGGGGUCUGCAUCAAAGCCUUGUCCAGAGAGCCGGCUUGGCCAGAGCAGUGGUGCAGGUGGAGAGGGUAACGCAGGGAGCGGCAGAGGUGUGAGAGGCUGGGCAAAGUUUAGAAACACCACAUCUGCUGAGCCAGCACGUCCUCCUGUCGAGCAGGAGAAGCAGACUCAGAAAGCAGACGAGUGGCCGAAAGGAUCGCAGUCCUCAGAACAGAUCGCAGCCCCCAAAACGAACCACGAAUCAGGGGGAGGCGGAGAGAGGGGAAGCACAGAGGGCAGCAACAGCGCAGGUGAGGAAACAAGCGCCCUGCACAAAACCGACUCCUGCGACAGUGGUAUCACAAAGAGCGAUCCACGCAUCGACCGAGCAGGAGAUUCAAGAAGCUCCUUCGAGCGAAGCCCGAUGGAAAGGAGCCCCAUGGAGAGAAAUCCAUUCGAGCACAGCCUCGGGGUUUACGCCGAGGUCUCCCUCAGACACUCAUUCGUGCAGCCGCUGUCUGAGCAAGCGCUGCUUCAAGCGACGCUCCACGCGGCCAAGCUGGAGCUGAAAGCAGACAUUCAGAUACUGAGCGGGAGACUGUCGCUGCUCGAGGCUCAGGUGAGCGAGAUCCUCAGGCUGCUGUCGGUAAAAAGACUCUCUCUGCCGCCAGCGUCCUCUCCAAAAGCAAGACGGAAAAGUCAAGACUCGGUCACCGCCUCCAGGCCGGCUUCACCCAAAACAGACGACGAGGAUCUUUAAAUUUUCUCACUUGAUAAAAAAAAUAAAGGAUUAGAUAAGCAUCGUGCAUGUCCUGCUGGACUACAAGUUUUAAUACUUGAUUGCAUGCAGAAAUGUUACCUUAGCACCACAAGGAUCCAGGGAUUUAUCUUAUACUGUAGCUUUUAACUUAUGAGACACUUGUGUGUGAGAGGAAGCAGGGACAAAUAAUUAACAACAAGCACAAAAAGGAAAUGAUGCUUGAUGAGGUGCUUGGCAAAACAUGCAAGUUUGAUGAAAAUAAGAUGGAGUAGUUCUUUACGUUUCUGGAAGUCAGUUUACAGUUUUGAGGUUU
Molecule: messenger RNA, 3406 nt
Organism: Pundamilia nyererei
Lineage: Eukaryota; Metazoa; Chordata; Actinopteri; Cichliformes; Cichlidae
Product: potassium voltage-gated channel subfamily H member 5-like
Exons: 11
Coding region: 1-3093 (1030 amino acids)
Biological process (GO): regulation of membrane potential; potassium ion transmembrane transport
Cellular component (GO): plasma membrane; voltage-gated potassium channel complex
Molecular function (GO): voltage-gated potassium channel activity
Source: RefSeq, a predicted model, not a curated record